AUGGUCAUGGCACAGUUGGAACAGUACCGCCUCGGGCUCUCGUUGCUAAUACCCCUCAUCGGUAUUGCGACCGGGGCUCUGGGGGGAAACAGUGCCGCCACCUUCUUAUUCAAUACCGUUGCUCUGAUCCCACUGGGUUCCUGGAUCAAUCGAUCGGUUGAUUCUCUAUCUGUGGAUGGGAUACGGGUUGUUAAUGAGCUUUUGAAGUCAACUCUGGGGAACUCGGUGGAAUUGAUGAUCGGAAUCAAUGCUGUCAUUCAGCGAAGACCACAUAUUUCCCAAUCCGUGAUUCUGGGCGGUGUUCUCAGCAAUCUGCUACUGGUCCUCGGCGGCACUCUAUUCUACGCCGGAUAUGACCAGAAGCGACUACGCUUCGAUAAGCAUCUCACGACAAUCCUCUCAUCCCUCAUGAUGGUCGUCUUCAUCCUGCUCUCUAUCCCCACAAUCAUGGACGUUUUCCCCUCCGCCAAGGCCACACCUGCAGACGACAUACUUUACACACAGCGGAUAAUAUCCGUGGUCUUGAUUACUCUCCUCAUAACUUUCCUCUUCUUCCGACUCAAAACGCACGCCAGAAUGUUCGCAAGUACCCCGUUCAGCCAACGGGACCGACCGCGCAGCCGCCACCAACACGGCCAGAGUCAAAUUAUCGACGCUCAAAUCCCGCGGCCGUACAUAGCAAAAGGCCCAGCGGCUCUCAUUCUUCUUGCUUCUUCUGCGUCUGCGCUCACAUGCACAUAUCACAUAGUUGGAAGUCUCAGUGGAUUGGCCUCGAUAACGGGCGCAAACCAAUCUUUCUUGGCCGUUACACUUAUUCCAUUGGUCGGAAAUUCGGCCAAGUAUUCGUCUAUUGUCACUGGGUCAAGACUAUAUGGUCAAGUUGAGCUUGGCAUCCGGGCAGUGAUCAAUACUGUUUUGCGGGUAACGAUGCUUAUUGCGCCACUUUUGGUGCUUAUCGGUUGGGUGUUCAACCGGCCACUCGUUAUGAGACUUGAUGGGUUUGAAGCUACGACGCUUUUACUGAGUGUUGUUGUUAUGACUUAUCUCAUCUCUGAUGGACGCAGCAACUACUUCGAGGGACUGAUGCUGAUUGGAACGUACUGCAUCAUCAUGGUCUCAUUCUUUGUUCGGCCGGAGAUACCGGCUAAUGUGAUCUUUCUAGGAUCUUAG
Messenger RNA from Penicillium olsonii, 1170 nucleotides. NCBI's taxonomy places the organism in Eukaryota, Fungi, Ascomycota, Eurotiomycetes, Eurotiales, Aspergillaceae. The record is from the annotation of a GenBank genome assembly.